AAAACGAGUGAAUUUCAGCCUUUCUGUCAGAAUGGUACACAAGGCUUGACUGAGAGAUCUUGGAGUGGAUGGCACAAGGUGAUCAGUGCUGCAGAGAAAAUCAUCCUUCCUUCUCUGAUUGGGAUUAUCUCUUCAACAGACUUAGUUGGAAAUAUCCUCAUUGUGUUCACAAUAAUAAGAACCCAGAAAAAAACUAUCCCAAAUAUCUACAUCUGCAAUCUGGCUAUAGCAGAUUUGGUUCAUAUCAUUGGCAUGCCUUUUCUCAUACCCCGGUGGGUAUGUGGAGGCGAGUGGGUUUUUGGUAGCCCUCUUUGCACCAUCACUACCUCCCUGGACACAUGCAACCAGUUUACAUGCAGUGCCAUUAUGACUGCAAUGAGUUUGGACAGGUACCUACAUUUGGAGCAGCCGAGACUGACAAGCAUGAGAAAAUGUAUUACUGGUUUGCCCAUUGCUACACUUUAUCUUACCAUAACUUUCUUUUUUCCUUUACCAUUGAUAUUUAUUUGCUAUAUUUUAGUUUUAUAUUACACAUGGAAGAUGUAUCAGCAAAACAAGAAAGCAGGAAGGUAAAGUCACCAUAUCCCCAGGCAGAGAGUUAUGAAGCUCACUAAGAUGGUGCUUGCUCUGAUCAGCACUACCCCCUUCCAUGUGAUCCAGCUCAUGAAUCUUCAGGUUUCUCAGCCGACCCUGACCUUCUAUAUGAGCUACUACAUCUCCGUGUGCCUCAGCUAUGCCAGCAGCAGCAUUAAUCCCUUUUUAUACAUCCUGCUUAGUGGGAACUUCCAGAAGCAUCUCCAGCGAUGCACAGAUAUGGAAUUCAGGAUGGCAGAAGGGAUGACAACAUCAUUGAAAACACCCUCGAGUCAAGUUUUCAAAAGGAGGUUCUUCUCCCAAGAAAAAAUACCAUGUCUAUAUGUAGAUUUUAUUUGUUGCAAUAGAUAGGCCUGAUUUCACUUUCUUCAUGAAAGUGAAACUCAGAAGUGACUUUAUUGCUGGAAACACCUCAGUGUUAAGCUGAUGGAAGGGGGUCUGCACCACUGUUUUCAAGGUAAGAGCUCCUAGAAGAGGGAUUCUCUGCAAAAAUAUUCUUUGUUAUUGUGACAUUGUCUUUUUUAUGAUUUGUACAUAGAUUGGCUUUGAAUGGAUGGAGACAAAAGUAGGUUUUAAAAACUGUAGUCCUCUGGUAAUAAGAUAGAAUGACAGCAGGAGGCAUUUCAGAUCUGGCAGUGUGUGAAGUCAUAGAAACUGUCAGUUAUUCACAAAGAAGAGAAUCAGUUACUGAUGACUCAGAAGGGGGUAACUAUUGAUUUUUAUCCUAUCUACAACUGUCUCAUCUGGCACUCACUUAUGCAGCAAUCAGAAUCAGGGGAGAGACACGAAAGGCUCUUUUGGAGGAAAGCUACUUUUGAAUUAACCUUUGCACAUAAUCUUGCAAACAAAGAAGUGAAUUCACAGUGUGUGUCAUUGGAAAUUAUUAAACAUGAGUUUUGAAAAUAACUGUAUGUGUCAGGGAUAUGUCUUUGCUUCUCUUUUCUCAAAAUCCCUGUUUCUGAGACAACCUGGAGAAGGGUGUUCAGUCCCGAAAGAGUUCAGUGCUGGUCUCACUACAAGGGCCAAGAGGAACUUGGUGCUUGCCCAGGAUGCACUCUUCCUCAUCUCAAGAUGGGUAGAAGAAUGCCUGCUUGUUGUCAACACUUAAUCAACAAGUUUUCUAAUAGUAGGAUGUAACGAGGCAACCUUAUUAGGAUCUUGACAGCUAAUAGAAAAAAAUUGGGGAAAGAAAAUUCUGUUGAAAAAUCUAGUGUUCUUGAGAGUUGUUCAUGUUUUUGGCAAUCACUACAUUGUGGGUUCAUCUGCAUCAUGUACUCUUCUCAGUCCACUUUCUCUUGUCUGAGGACUUCACUUAUCACUCUAUUGGGUGAAGAAAAUAUGUCACUAGGAUCAGAGGUUUUAUGGCUACAGUAUUAUUGUUAUUCAGAGACCUGAUGAAUCUGAAAGAUUCAGGAUACACCUCCCCACACUUACAGUUAGCUUCCCUCUUGUUGAUACAUCCCAAAUGAGCCUUUUACUCAGUUAUUUGCAGCAUUGUGGAGGUCACAGUUAGUGAUUAUACUCCGUGAUCUGCCAACCCACUGCAGGAUUCAUGACACAGGAAAGAAGAAAAUGUUUUCACAAGAGUAAGUCUGAACUCCACAUUCCCAAGCUGAGAACUGAGGUAUUGGUCUGUCUUCUCCUGCUAUCAUAUGAAAUCUGCAAGUCCCAUAGAGUCUGACACUGAAAGAGGACAUAUUAAAAUUAGAUACAGAAAAAGAGAUUAAGGGGUCUGAAAUCACUAUUAAUAGUUUAAAGCCAAAGCUUUACAUAGCAAAUGCAUCACAAAACAUUUGUGAUGGUGUUAUUGUACCCAUAGGAGUCUAAGGGAAUGCUCAAGAUAAACUUUCUGAGUGAAAGAAAUAUCUUAAUUAAACUCUGAAGGAUAGCCGCAUAUAAAGGUUCGUUCAGAUCUAAAAAGUUUAUCUACUUUUCCCAGCUGUACAAAUUUGUCUAUUAGAAGCCUGAUCUCUACCUACAGGCCUUGUCAUUUAAAAUAAAUUAUUUAAUUAACAGUUUACACAAAAGGUGGCUUAUCAAGUAUUACCAAACUAUGGCUGUGCCAAGUGCAAGUUUGUUAGUUCACUGUUCCAGUCAGUGCCUGCAUGUGUCACCUUUUCUUCUGAGUUACAACUGUUGUCUUCUUCUUUUCCUUUUUUCUAUUUGCCUGGCCUUUUGAAUGAGAACAGAUCAAUAAUGAUAUGAUAUUUAACACUUAUAACAAUAGUAAAAUAGUCUUUUAUAACAGCCUUGGUGUUUUUCUCUUUUGUCUGUCACACCACCAUUUUAAAGUCACUCUGCUUCCGAGGUCAUAGCAAUGCAAUGGAACCACAGAAGCAUAACUUCAUUAAAUUUUCCCAACAGCAAGGACUACAGGGCAUUGAAUGUCCUCUUCUGUGAGACACCAAUAAAGUAGUUUAUAGUUCUGCAUUUUUUUCAUCCUGUCCAUAUUGUUUUAAUCUUCUGUAUCUAAAAAUAAAAUUGAUGUAUUUCAGAGAAAUUUGUGUAAAUAUUAAAACUUUUUAUUUACCAGUUACUAAAUUGUCUAUGUGAAUGGAAGUCC
Messenger RNA from Pipra filicauda (Wire-tailed manakin), 3157 nucleotides. It is a transcript of the gene MCHR2, whose product is annotated as melanin concentrating hormone receptor 2. Gene Ontology annotation, cellular component: neuron projection; membrane. Gene Ontology annotation, biological process: neuropeptide signaling pathway. Gene Ontology annotation, molecular function: neuropeptide binding; G protein-coupled receptor activity. The record is from RefSeq and is a predicted model, not a curated record. NCBI's taxonomy places the organism in Eukaryota, Metazoa, Chordata, Aves, Passeriformes, Pipridae.